UGAUACCGGUAUAUAUCGUCUACAAUAUAACACAAUAAAAAGGACCCAAGAGCUCUUUUUAUGCUAAUCAUUUAAGGGUAGUGUAAUUGUAGUAUUCAUUGACGAAUUAUUGAAAUGAAUGCAGGUAACAAGUCAGAGGCUAAAGACUGGAUGCUGAAUAUUCUACUGGAGCUACAAAAGGGAAACUUUGACAGCGAACGGGCACUUAAAAUAGAAGACUUGUAUGGCAGCUGGGGGGCGACAUAUGUUUUUCAUGUGGGCAUCUACCUGUGGCCCAUACAGAUACUGGUGACUGCGAUCAUGUUCGUCAUCUUCAGACGGAGGAAGCUAUUAGGAGUGACCCAGAAGUUCAUCAUAUUGAUAAUGACGAUAGACCUAUGUUUCACAUUGACCUCAGUCAUUCGUGAUAUUCUGCUUAGGGUGUUCCGAUUGGAUUACGGUUUCGUGGAGUACCGUGUUUGUCCCGAGGUCAUGUUUACAUUACGUUUACAAAUGGUAUUUCAUGCCACUUCUGUGUGGCUGAACACAUUGAUGUCCCUACACCACUUCAUACUGGUUGGCUACCCACUAAAAGCCCGAACUUUUAACUUGUCAGCUUUCUUUUUCACGUUUAUCGUCACUCACCUUGUGGUAUGCUGUACUGUUUUCCUAUUUCUGAUGUCAAAUGAUUACCAAACAAUUCCUUUAAUACAAAAAUUCAUACGCGGCCACCCUCUGAAGAGAAUAGAAGGAUGUGUUGUACAUAUUAAGGACAUGUUUGGGGAGUACGGUCACUAUAGUUGGAACCUUUUGACAGCGUAUGCCAUGCUUUCGUAUGCUCAGCUCAUUCCCUGCUGUCUUCACGUCAUCAGUUGGCAUCGGGAAACCCCUCAACCUUCUUAUCUAUGCCAGUCUCAGCACUACAUUUAAGCAAGAUUUAAAAGGUCUUCUGUUAAAAAUCUGUUGCCUGUGUGGAAGUAAAGCUAUCCAAACUAAAGAGCAGAACCAGAGCAAACCAAUCCAGGAAAAAAAAGUAGAAGGUUCACAGAAUAGCCAACCAUUAUAUACUGUUAUGACACAAAAUACGUCAUGUUCAGAAAAAUUGAUGUCAUAAUUCUUUUAAAAUAGGCUAAUCUGAUAUACUGAAUUUUCGGCGUAAGAUUGCAUCUCUAAUGCAAACAAGACAACGCCCCCUUUGGGUUUUUUUUGUAUUAAAAAUGCCUUCUAUUGUCAAUAUAUCAUUUUUUGCAUGAAUAUUAAAAUAAGUUUUACACUGUAUUUACAGGAAAUGCAAUUUAAGAAACCUACAAUAUUAUGUUGUAAUCAUGUUUUCCUAAUUCCUACUAUGGAUUAAUCUUUUACUAAAGGUUGAUCCAUCAAUUCUGAUUUUGAUACGGAUUGAAUGCUUAUUACAAAUGAAUAGAACAUUCAAAUUCAGUGAAACGUAUCGUAUAAAUAUAUAGGAAGUGCAGUUCUAUACUAUGUAGAUUU
This is a messenger RNA of Magallana angulata, 1470 nucleotides long. RefSeq lists its product as uncharacterized. The transcript has 2 exons. The record is from RefSeq and is a predicted model, not a curated record. NCBI's taxonomy places the organism in Eukaryota, Metazoa, Mollusca, Bivalvia, Ostreida, Ostreidae. Bases 115 to 909 code for a protein of 264 amino acids.